This is a messenger RNA of Fulmarus glacialis (Northern fulmar), 1394 nucleotides long. It is a transcript of the gene METRNL, whose product is annotated as meteorin, glial cell differentiation regulator-like. The annotation marks the transcript as partial. Gene Ontology annotation, biological process: energy homeostasis; positive regulation of brown fat cell differentiation. Gene Ontology annotation, molecular function: hormone activity. The record is from RefSeq and is a predicted model, not a curated record. NCBI's taxonomy places the organism in Eukaryota, Metazoa, Chordata, Aves, Procellariiformes, Procellariidae. The transcript is spliced from 3 exons.
UGGCUUAACUCACGAGUCUCACAAGAAGGAUGUGGAACAGGUCUACCUCCGCUGUUCUGAAGGGUCAAUAGAGUGGAUGUAUCCCACGGGAGCACUCAUAGUCAACCUGCGGCCCAAUACUUCACCUGCCUCUUACAAACAUUUGACUGUUUGCAUAAAGCCCUUCAAGGACUCUGCAGGAGCAAAUAUUUAUUUGGAAAAAACUGGAGAACUGAAACUCUUGGUCCGGGAUGGAGAUCGCAGCCCCAGUAAAGUAUAUUGCUUUGGCUAUGAUCAGGGGGGCCUGUUUAUUGAGGCCACCCCUCAGCAGGACAUUAGCAGGAAGAUUACAGGCUUCCAGUACGAAUUGAUGAGCAAGGGGAUAGCGUCUGAUUUGCACACAGUUUCUGCUCCCUGCCGACCAUGCAGUGACACAGAGGUCCUCUUGGCUGUCUGCACUAGUGAUUUUGUGAUCAGAGGCUCCAUUCAAGAUGUAACGAACGAGGCGGAAGAGCAAGAAUCCGUAAUUCACGUCGGUGUCAACAAACUGUACAGGCAGAAGAGCAAAGUCUUUCAGCUCACGGGGGAGAGCGGGAACUGGCGAGGACAGAUAAAGACCCUGCUGGAGUGUGGGGUGAAGCCAGGAGACGGAGACUUCCUUUUCACGGGACGCAUGCACUUUGGGGAGGCCAGGUUAGGCUGUGCCCCUCGUUUUAAAGACUUCCAAAGGAUGUACAAAGAGGCAAAAGACAAAGGGCUAAACCCAUGUGAAAUUGGCCCCGAUUGAAACCCCCUGUUUGGCUGAAGAUCGCUUUUAGCGUUUGGCCAGGAAUAUUUCCUGGCCGCGGUGAAAACUCUGAACGAAACCGGUAACUGAGAGCGUGGACAGAUCUGGAGCGCAGGCUGAGGCCCCGCAGGACACGUCUGCUGUCAGACUAAUGGAAGCAACAGAGGUACGAGCUCAGAAGGCUGCCAAGCAAGCAAGGCUGGAUUUUUAACCAAUCUUGUCCUUACGAAUUAAGUUAUUAUAUUUUUCUAGCGACUUCCUUAGGAAAACAAACAAAGAAAACUCCCAUGUCUUAAUAAAAAACCCAAAUGAAAGCCAAGAUGCCUUUGUAUCUUUUUAAUACUAAUUUUUAAAAAUGUCUUAAGCUGAUGUAGCAUUUGGUAUGACGUAUUCUGUAUAAAUGGCCGAGAAUGUGAUAGAGCACAGUAAAACAUCUUAACAUUGAUGCUUUGUAAAAAGCUUGGUGUACAAUUCAAAGUUGUUUCUUAUGACAGAAAUUUAUGGAGCCAAACUCUUCUGUGUGUGUUCUCUUUUUUUAUUUGAAAGAAUGUACAAUCGCUGCCUGCAAUUUUUUGUCCAGGCUGGCAAAUUCUUUCCAUUCCAGAGAAAUAAAGGUCCCUGGAUUUGA